Aegilops tauschii subsp. strangulata is the source of this 1844-nucleotide messenger RNA. Its product is annotated as protein GRAVITROPIC IN THE LIGHT 1. NCBI's taxonomy places the organism in Eukaryota, Viridiplantae, Streptophyta, Magnoliopsida, Poales, Poaceae. Gene Ontology annotation, biological process: response to red or far red light; negative gravitropism. The record is from RefSeq and is a predicted model, not a curated record.
AGCAUCCAAGUAACAGAGUACUAACUAAUCCCAUUCAUUUCCCUUUCCCUCUGUUCUCUUCUCUUCUCUCCAGUCUCCACACAACGGGAGGAAGCUAGCUAGUGAGGCGUGAGAGUGUGAGAGCAAGGCAGUACCAGCAGCGGCAAUGGAGACGCUAAUGGCGGCCGAGCUGCCGCAGCAGAAGGCGGGGGGGCUCGCGCGGAGGCUUGCGAGGCUCCUCCGCCUCAAGCGCUCGCCGGCGGGGUCGGGCGUGGCGUAUUCUGCGGCCAGCGAUGUGUACGACGAGUCCCUCGACAGCUCCAUCAACUCGCUCAGCCAGCUCAAGCUCUCUGGGAACAUGGCUGCCGCCUACUCCCUCGACGCGUUCUUCAAGACUGCCGCCAAGAAGAAGGGCGCGCCGCGCCAGUCUCCGGUGCCGGCGGCGGACGCGCAUGCGUUUGUCGCGAGCCUUUUCGUCGGGGUUUCCGCGGUGAAGGCGUCGUACGCUCAGCUGCAGCUCGCCCAGCACCCCUACGACGCCGAGGCGAUACAGUCGGCGGACGCCGCGUUGGUCGUGGAGCUCGGCAAGCUCUUGGACCACAGGAGGCAGUACGUCAGGGACCCGGUCGGCGCCGCCAAGAACGCGGAGGCGGGCCCCGCCGCAAUCGCCAACGAGAAGCGCCACCUCAUUCGGACCUAUGAGAUCACGGCGCGCAAGCUGGAGACGGAGCUGCGCGCGCGGGACGCCGAAGCGCAGCGCGCCAGGGGCGAGCUCGCCGACGAGCUCCACGCCGCGCGCGCACUGGAGGAGCGUGUUCACCCCGGUCGCACGCUCGCCACGCUCGACGACCUCCACUUCUCCGGCCUCAACGCCACUCACUUCCUCACCGCGUUGCGCCUCGCCGUCAAGUCCGUCCGCUCCUUCGCCAGGUCAAUGCUCGACGAAAUGCGGCUAGCCGGCUGGGAUCCCGCUGCGGCCGCUGGUGCGGUGCACCCGAGCAUCCCGUUGCGCCAUGCCGGCGACGCCAAGUUCGCGCUCGAGUCCUACAUCACGCUGAAGAUGUUCACAAACUUCCACCGGAGAGACUUCGGCCUGAGCCAUUUGCAGGAACGGGGCUCGUACGACCGGCGCCGCUUCUUCGAAGAGUUCGCCGAGCUCAAGACAGUGCCGGCUUCCACUCUCCUUGACGCGGGGAGCUCACGGUGGAGCGCGCUCGGCAAGUUCUUGCGGGACAGGUACUUGUCUGUAGUUCACGAGCGGAUGGAAACGGCGUUCUUCGGAAGGCCAGUGCAGCGCGCCCUGGUGAGCGCCGGGGCGGCGUUCCCGGAGACGGCGUGGUUUGCCGAGUUCGCCGAGAUGGCGCGCCGCGUCUGGCUACUGCAUUGCCUGUUCUUCGCGUUCGACCGCGGCGACGACGGCGCGUCCAUCUUCCAGGCACGGGCUGGUGACCGGUUCUCGGAGGUCUAUAUGGAGAGCGUAAGUGACAUGGACGGGGAAGACGGUGCCGGCAUGGCACUGGCUCUGGCCGGGAACCGCGUCGUCGGGUUCACCGUUGUGCCGGGGUUCAUAGUCGGGCGGUCAGUGAUGCAAUCCCGAGUAUACCUCUCGCGCCCCGCGCGACAUACGUGAUGAUGGAGACACCACGUUGCUGUUCUAGGCCAUGGCAGAUAUUCCAGGCGGCGGCAUGGUCGCCGGCCGGCAGCUGGAUGGACAGGAAUGUAUGUGGGUAUGUUAUUAGUUUUUAUUUUUUAGACAGGUAUGUUACUAGUUACGUAUGCAUAAUGUAUCUAUGUAUUUAUCUACCAGGGUAUCGAUGUAUUGAGAUGUCGCAAAAUGAGCAUAAUACAAACCGCAUUUUGGUUCA